This is a messenger RNA of Megalobrama amblycephala (Wuchang bream), 2833 nucleotides long. RefSeq names its product fibroblast growth factor 10a (gene fgf10a). Gene Ontology annotation, molecular function: growth factor activity; type 2 fibroblast growth factor receptor binding; chemoattractant activity. NCBI's taxonomy places the organism in Eukaryota, Metazoa, Chordata, Actinopteri, Cypriniformes, Xenocyprididae. Bases 1488 to 2093 code for a protein of 201 amino acids. The record is from RefSeq and is a predicted model, not a curated record. The transcript has 8 exons. Gene Ontology annotation, biological process: positive regulation of canonical Wnt signaling pathway; positive chemotaxis; positive regulation of epithelial cell proliferation. Gene Ontology annotation, cellular component: cytoplasm.
UUAAACACCAACUAAGCAAGCCAAAGGCACCAGUGGCAAGGAGCCAAAACUCAAUCAGGUGACAGAUAUGGAGAAUAAAACCUUGCCAGAAACCAGGAAGCCAGUUCUUCUCUGGCAUAAUGAACAAAGUCUUCUCAUGUGUUGCUGAGUGUUCUUGAGCAGCCCUUGAUUUUUUUGUAGGAAAUCCCACAUCCUGCUUCCCAUAACAAAGGCUGCGCUCAGUUGAUGUUUUCUGACCGCACAUCUAGACUGAUGAAAUCUAACCUUUAUGGCUCUGAAAUAUUCAUGCCGAUGCUCAGUGUCUACUCUCCCUUCCCCCCACCCGUAAUGAGUAAACGUCUGCCCCGGUUAGUGGUCGACUUCCUCGCUUCUUUGCGACUCCAACAGAUCUUUCGGCGCAAGAUAAGUCUGGCAUGAAGAAGUUGAAUCUGGCUUGGUUUUUCCACCGAAAAAUAGAGAGGGAUGACGAACAAGCGGAGAUACGGAUUCUGUUGGACAAUAUGAAAAGGAAAUUAAACAACACACAAACCAGAUUUGAAACAAAGAUUGUUUUCAGGGACAGAAGACUGAUGAGGAUGGCGGUAAAUGAGAGCAGAAAAGCAGCAAUCAGCUCCAGGUGUCUCUGAUAAGGCUCGCAUGCCACGGGGGGGGGGCUGCAGCAGUUAGCCGGAGGAGACCUGUACGGGCCGACGCAUGGGGCUCCCAGCCCAGAUGGGAGGGAACGGGGUGGGAGGGGCAGUGAGAGAGAGGGAGACACUGAGAGUGGGUGAGGCAAUUGGGAGAAACAGAGUGAGACAGAUAGGAGAGGGGCGAGGAAAAAUGCCCCUCGUCGCCUCUCAUUCUGACGCACACAUGCAAGCAAAACAUGCACGCGCACACGCUGAUCUUCAAAGCCGACUGCUUUCACAGUGUCCCUAUUAGCUAAAGAUUACAUCUGGGGCCCUGAACCAAAUAAAUAAGGUGAGAGGAGUGUCAGAGCUCAGUCUGCUCCACCUCAGGAUCCUCUCAGCACUUCAGUGGUGAGCAGAAAGGAAACACACUCUAAAUCAGAGGGACAUUGAGAGAGUGAGAGAGCUGGACACAGCAGGGAUUACACUUUUUUUCCUACUGUGGAUUCCUCUCGUUUCAUCAAGAACAGAUUCGCUGCCCUGUUGCAUUCGGGUCGUUUUGCCGUUCUUCUCCAGAACAUUUUUGUUGUCUCUCGCUGUCCUUGUUUUCCCCCGUCUGACAGGGGUUCUUCAGUGGAUUGUACGUGGGAGAGCAGGAGGAGGUGAAGCGGUUCCCCACAGAGGUGUUUUGAGUUAUGGAUGUUGACACAUUCCUUCUGGACACAAGGGGAACUGGAUCCAGCCUGAGCAGCACAAGCAGACGAGACCGCCACGGACGCUUCACGGGGCUUCACCUCCUGUUAUCACCCUUUCUCCCGUCCAGCUCUUCAGCAUGUACCUUUCUGUGAGGCUCUUCCCAGUCUUCCGAGCUCCAGGACAAUGUGCAAAUGGAAAGUGACUAAGGGUGCCUCAGCCUGGUUCCGUCUGUCCUGCCUUUCCCUGCCGCUGCUGCUCCUGCUCCUGUGUUCGGCUCUGCCUGUGGCCUGCCAUGACUCCCACAGGGCCGUCCGUGCCCCGAGGGGCGCCAACUCCUCGUCGGCUGCCGUGGUGGGGCGGCAUGUGCGCAGCUACAACCACCUCACGGGGGAUGUGCGCAGGAGGAAACUCUUCUCCUACCAGAAGUUCUUUCUCAGGAUCGAUAAGAACGGAAAAGUCAAUGGCACCAAAAGCAAGGACGAUCCGUACAGUACACUCGAAAUCAAGUCUGUGGAUGUGGGCAUCGUUGCCAUCAAGGGGAUUCAAAGCAAUUACUACCUUGCAAUUAACAAGAAAGGGGUGGUCUACGGGGCGAGGGAUUUCGGCAUUGACUGCAAGCUGAUAGAGCGGAUAGAGGAGAACAGGUACAACACGUACGCCUCGGCAGAGUGGAGGAACAAGAUGAAGCCCAUGUUCGUGGGCUUGAGCGCCAACGGGAAGCCGAUGAGAGCCAAAAAGACCCGGAGAAAAAACACAGCCACACACUUUCUCCCCAUUCCUAUCGUGUAGCUACAACCCCCACUAAAGGGAACAUUUAACUGCACUGAGGAAAGACUUGGACUUUUUCGACAGUAUAAAAGGGAACCGUUUGGAGAAGAAGGCACUAUGUAAAGGAACUAAGAGAACUCCUUUUCACUGAGUCAGACUGUUAUCACAUUUUUUUUCUUUAAGUUAUUGGCACCAGGGAAAAUAUGGGACAUUUUUUAUGCCAAACCCUUUUCUAGCGAAGGAAAGGUUGGACCAAAACCGACGGAGAGGAAUCGAACAUUUGCAACCUCCCAGAAUGAACUGAAGAGACCUUUCACAGAGUGUAUUGCUUGUGUGUAUUUGUGUGUGUGACCUUUGGAUGCAGUUAUUUAUGCUGUACUAACUCAUACGAAACACUCUAACAGACUCUCAAACUCUGUGACUCAGUGGACUGAAAGUUAUGCAAACACUUACUGGAAGCACUUGCUCAAGGUGCAAGACUGAGAGGCCGAGACGGAGACCCCGCAUCCUACCAUCUGAAUUUAGUCAAGCUAGCACCAUAGCGUAAAGAACUCUAAUAUUAUUAACAUGCAAAAGCCACUGUAUUUGAUAUCUCCAUUCUUUACCUGACAGCUUUGGAAUAAAUUAUUUAUUUUAUGUAAUAUUUAAAGAAAAACAAAGACAAAAAAAUAAUGGAAUGGACAUUUUUUUAUCAUUUAUGCUCCUCUUUUAAAAAGCUAUUCUAUCGGUUACACAUGAAUAAAUAAAUAUAUUUCUCUUUA